GCUGUAGAAAUCGUGUUUCCGGUCCGUGGUGACAACUGCAUCUGUGAUGAAGAGUCCAGUUCAUCACUUUACACAGUGACACAGUUUGGUCUUUUUGUGGCAUGUAGAUCUUCUCACCGUCCGAGGGAAUAUGCAGAUCCUCACUCCUCAUGUUUACUGGGCCCAGCGACACGGAGAGAUCUUCCUCCGGGUGGAACUAAGCGAUGCUAAGAACCUCAACAUCUGGCUCCAGGAAAACACCCUGCAGUUCAGCGCACAGGGACACGGAGCCAAGGGAGAUAAUGAAUACAUGUUCAGUCUGGAGUUUCUGGAACCUGUCAGACCUGAGAUCAACCAUAAAUCCACGCAGCGGCAGGUGGACAUCAAGGUGAAGAAGCAGGUGGAGCGCUGGUGGGACCGACUCACGCUGCAGGAGAAGAAACCUGUGUUCCUGGCACCGGACUUCGACCGCUGGUUGGACGAGUCCGACGCCGAGAUGGAGCUGCAGGCCAAGGAGGAGGAGAAGAUCAACAGGAUAAACGUGGAGUCCAGAGUUCGUAAAGACCCCUACCUGGGCCUGAAGAAGGGCUACCUGUUCAUGUACAACCUGGUCCAGUUCCUGGGAUUCUCCUGGAUCUUUGUCAACAUGACGGUUCGACUCUUCAUCCUCGGUCAAGAUUCCUUCUAUGAUACGUUCCACACCACGGCCGACAUGAUGUACUUCUGUCAGAUGAUGGCCGUGCUGGAGGUCAUUAACCCCUUGUUGGGUCUGGUUAGGACCGGGUUCUUUCCUGCUCUGAUUCAGGUCACAGGGAGGAACGUCAUCCUGUUCGUCAUCUUCGGCAGCUUGGAGGAGAUGCAGAACCAACCCGCGGUCUUCUUCGUGUUCUACCUGUGGAGCUCCAUCGAGAUCUUCAGGUAUCCUUUCUACAUGUUGGCCUGCAUCGGCACUGAGUGGAAGCUGUUGACGUGGCUCAGAUACAGCCUGUGGAUCCCCCUGUACCCACUAGGGACUAUAUCUGAAGCCGUGGCGGUGAUCCAGUCUUUACCCAUCUUUGAUGAGACCCGUCGUUUCAGCCUCCCCCUGCCGGCGGCUCUGGGUCAGUCUUUAAGCUUCUCCUACAUCCUGCAGAUCUACCUGGUCCUCAUGUUUCUGGGACUCUUCAUUAAUUUCCGACAUCUGUACAAGCAGCGGAGGAGACGCUACCGCUCCAGGAAAAGGAAAGUCCAGUAACUGUCCAGGAUGUUGACUUUGCACAUACAGAAGCAGCUGGUUUGUUCUCCUUUUUUGGCCUUUUUUUUCUUUUUUUUUUUUUUUUUUUGGUUUUCCUACAAACACCCAGUCCAAACCUGAAGUGAAUCCUAAACUUAAAGGGUACGUCCUCAUUCCCUGAAGUGCAUCCAUGGUUCAGGUAGAGAUGAAAGGUAAAGAUGUGAUGAGGACUGGACCGAGGAGGAGCGAUUUCACACAAAUGAGACGUUUUGUCCUCUGAAGUGACGUGUCUGUCCGCUUUAACUGCUGUGUUUUUCUGGAUUUAACACAUAAACACUGUCUGACCUGCAUCUACAUGUGAAGUAAAACCUCUCUAACAUCUGCCUGGUUCCAGUGAGCUACGUUUGGGUUAAGUUUACGUUUGAGCCGCAGUUAAUAUUCCAUUUCAAAUGAAGUCUAAUCCAGUCAGGUCCAUACGUAUGUGGACAGAAUGUUGUCUCCGUUUUACACCACAGUGGAUCUGAAAUGAACCAAUGCAGAUGUGACUGAAGUGUGGACUUUGAGCUUUAAUUCAAGGGGUUUAAGAACAUUAUUGCACUAACCAUUAAGGAAUUAGAACCAUUUUAACUCAAAAUACACAGCUGUGUGUUGAAGUCCACAAGGAAGAAGAUACAGACACGGAGACAUGGUGUCAUUAAAACAGAAACACUAAAACUACAGAAGAGGGUUAAGGCCGCUGGAGAGAAAAAAUUAAGGUCCAACCCAAAAAAGUCAGAAUUCUGAGAAGAAAGUCAGAAUUCUAAGAAGAAAGUCAGGAUUCUGAGAUUAAAGUCGGAAUUCUUAGAAAAAAGUCGGAAUUCUAAGAA
Molecule: messenger RNA, 2058 nt
Organism: Sphaeramia orbicularis (orbiculate cardinalfish)
Lineage: Eukaryota; Metazoa; Chordata; Actinopteri; Kurtiformes; Apogonidae
Product: very-long-chain (3R)-3-hydroxyacyl-CoA dehydratase-like
Exons: 11
Coding region: 131-1213 (360 amino acids)
Biological process (GO): fatty acid elongation; sphingolipid biosynthetic process; very long-chain fatty acid biosynthetic process
Cellular component (GO): endoplasmic reticulum membrane
Molecular function (GO): 3-hydroxyacyl-CoA dehydratase activity
Source: RefSeq, a predicted model, not a curated record